CCAAUCACUCGCCUCUGACCUCCAAACUCUAAGCUCUCGUGGUACCAAACAUCCCCUCUUUGUUCAAUCGUUCGUACGAUCAAGAGACGAGACCAACGCUUUGGCAUCGAAACUCGUGCCUCGUGACCACCGCGUGGUGCCAUUCGAAUCCAUCUUCGCCGAGGAUCUCCCUAUCGUCGAGAAUCACCGUUAAAUUGGCUUCCACGAUUUGAAAAAAUAAUCGAAAACCGUUCUCCCUUUCGUACGUGACAGAACGAUUUAACUUAUUUCUUCGAUUCGCGAUAUCUUCCUCUCUUCGUAGACAUGGCAACGGCUGUAAUUUUCAUUCAACGAUGUAUGAUCAUUGUCGCCAUCCUACUCUGUUAUUUUCACGUUCAGAGCGAAAGCGUGAAUUGCGAAUUGUAUCCAUUCCAUCAUACUUGUAGAGGUACAAUGUCGAGGAAACGUGCUAUGUUCCCAAUUAUGUACGGAUCAGGAUGCGAGGAAAGUAAAGGAAAUAUAAAUUGUAUCAAAGAAUUUGAAGAAAAACAUCAUAUUGCCUAUAUUCCGUUAUCGAAGUCAAAACUCUUAAUCGCUUUGCUUGAUGAUGAUUUACGAAAGGAUAUUACGCGAUCAAUCCGCCAUAAAUUAAGGAACGAUGAAAUGAUUAAACAAAAUUCAGCUUUAAUGGAAAACUUUUUAUCGCAAUUGGAUUCUUCGGACAAUUAUUGAAUGAAAUGGUCAGGAAAUACAUAUUUUCUCGGCUCUUGCAACCAUUUUUCAUCAUUCAAACUUUCAAAAAUGUAUAAAAGCAUAUAUGUUUAAAUCUUCGUUGUCUUCCUUUCUCCUCUUCACUCUCCCUCUCCCUAAAUAUACAAAAUAAAAUCCUUUCAUCAAUUCUAUUUUUUUCAUUUUUUUUUUUAAAUCUUACUUUUUUAUCUUUUUAUCUUUUCCUUUAAUCCAAAUAAUUAUUAUUGCUUUUUCGGUGUCCCUCUGAACAGGAUUACAAUUAAAAUAUUGUAUGUUACUAACAAUACACACGUGUUGCAGCAUAAAAAGGUACAUUUGAAAUUCGAAGUAAUUCCUUGGAUUGUCCUAUUAAAAAAAAAAAA
Molecule: messenger RNA, 1091 nt
Organism: Apis florea (little honeybee)
Lineage: Eukaryota; Metazoa; Arthropoda; Insecta; Hymenoptera; Apidae
Source: RefSeq, a predicted model, not a curated record